GGGACCACGGAUGCGAAAAAUGGUCUAUGGCUAUGGACUGUGGGGGUGCUUCAUCUCAAAGUCUUUGGUGUCUUUGCAUUGGCGAGCAUGGCAAAGCCUGGCUGCGAGGAGAGAUGUGGAGACAUAGAAAUUCCAUACCCUUUCGGGAUGGGCCACGAGGGUUGCUUCAUGGAGGGGUUCGACAUAACCUGCAAUCGCUCCUUCAUACCACCAAAGCCCUUCAUUGGAAAGGGAAACCUCCAAGUACUCAACAUCUCGCUCGCGAAGGCUGAGGAGGUCCGAGUAAACACCACUCAGACACUUGCCUACAGUUGGACUAAUGGAAACAACAAUGGCGCCUAUGUGAAACUCAGGGGAAACGGACCUUACACUAUUUCAAAUAAGACAGUGUUCACAGCCAUCGGGUGCGAAGCUGUGGGCUACGUUAAAGACGGUGAGCUUCACAAGCGGGUGUGUGUCACUGUGUGCGAACCACAGCACCGUGGUGAACGGGUCAUGUGCUGGAAUCGGGUGCUGCCAAACAACGUUGCCCAAGCAUAAGAAGCACCUCCGUGUGUUUGCUAGUAGUUUGAAGAACCACACAUUGAGUGGGAACUACAGCUGGUGCUCGUAUGACUUCCUUGCAGAGCUUGAGAACUGC
This is a messenger RNA of Amborella trichopoda, 640 nucleotides long. Lineage: Eukaryota; Viridiplantae; Streptophyta; Magnoliopsida; Amborellales; Amborellaceae. The record is from RefSeq and is a predicted model, not a curated record.